UCCGAAACAAACAGAAUGGCAGUGACACUCUCAACAACUCCUCAACCCUGUGUUCGACAAAUCUCAAUCAUGAAUAAGUUCCACUCUAUAUCCUCCAAAACCCUCCGAAGUUUCAACCCCCUUUUCACACCCACUACUCAAACCCUCUUCCUCAGCUCCCAAAAACCCAAAAUCCAUCUCCAAUCUCCUCCUCGCAACACAAUCCGAUGCCUUUUCACCGGCAUCGUCGAGGAAAUGGGCCAAAUCAAGCAACUUGGCACCUCCCAAAACGGCGGUUUCGACAUGAAAAUCGGCGCCAAAACCGUUCUGGAGGGCGUUCACCUCGGGGAUAGUAUUGCAGUCAAUGGAACGUGUCUGACGGUGACUGAAUUCGAUACCCAAUUGUCCGAUUUCACAGUCGGGCUGUCGCCGGAGACGCUUAGGAAGACGUCUCUGAUCGAGCUCGAAGCGGGGUCACUUGUGAAUUUGGAGCGGGCGGUGCAGCCCACGAGCAGAAUGGGCGGGCACUUUGUGCAGGGUCAUGUGGAUGGCACAGGGGAGAUAGUGUCAAUGGAGCCCGAGGGGGAUUCGCUGUGGAUAAAGGUAAAGGCAUCAAAGGAGGUGUUGAAGUAUGUGGUGCCGAAAGGGUUUAUAGCCGUCGAUGGUACUAGUUUGACAGUGGUGGAUGUGUUUGAUAAAGAAGAGUGCUUUAAUUUCAUGUUGGUUGCUUAUACACAGCAGAAAGUGGUGAUUCCGUUGAAGAAAAUCGGGUCAAAGGUGAAUUUGGAGGUUGAUAUACUCGGGAAGUAUGUCGAAAGACUUCUCAGUAGUGGGUUUGUCGAGUCAAUCAAAUCUUCAUGACUCAUAAGGUCAUUGCCUGUGCGGCUUGUACACACUUGUGACUGGGAUAGCAACUGAACCAAUUGGUGGCUGUAGGAAUGCUGUUCGGAAUGUUGGCCGCUUUUAGCUCCGCCUUUUGUUUUUUGGAAGCAUUUAUAGGUAGUGUUGCAUUUUGGAUAGCUGUUAUAUCUUGAUUUAAAAACUUUUGUUGUAUCAUUGUUAGAGAUGUAUUUUAUUGGCUGCUCUGUAUACUAAUU
Molecule: messenger RNA, 1076 nt
Organism: Pyrus x bretschneideri (Chinese white pear)
Lineage: Eukaryota; Viridiplantae; Streptophyta; Magnoliopsida; Rosales; Rosaceae
Product: riboflavin synthase
Biological process (GO): riboflavin biosynthetic process
Molecular function (GO): riboflavin synthase activity
Source: RefSeq, a predicted model, not a curated record